CAAAGUGUGUCAAAUACGCCGAAUGCAAUUUUCAAAGUGAGAGUGAAACUGAACUUCGUGUGUGUGUGAGUGUCACAAUCGUAUGGAGUAUCUUCUUCGCGAGUGAAGUGAAUGUGACCUGGACCUCGACUUUGAUACCGCGCCGUAGCUAUGAAGGUCCAACUAUGGUUUCUGCUUAUAAUUCAUGUGAGCUGCUUGUUAGGAAUUACCAAUGCUGUACGCUCAUCUAUAUAUGCCCCUUUGCAUUUGAUCAGUUUGAAGGACAUAACAGCCGACGAAAGAAGACAGAUUGCACUCCUGGAGCAGAAACUAGAUAGAGCAAAAAGAUCAGGACACCCAGGAUCAGGAUCAGGAUCAUCCGGGUCAGGAUCAGGAGAUAUCUUAAACGCUAUAAAAAACGCUAUUGGUAAUAGCAUCAAGAAAAAAGUAGGACAAUUGGCAAUGGCGUCAGCAUCUGCUUCCGGAGCCUUCAGCAAAACUAGUAGCGGUGGUGGCGAUCAUCAUUCUCAUCACGAGUAUUACGAACAUCAUCCACAUCCACCGCCACAUCAUUAUGAGAGUCACAGCUCCCACAGCUCCCAUAGCUCAUUAGAUUUCUGGGAUCUCAAGAAAUCAGUCCUCAACACACUACUUCAGGCAGUCAAAGCUAUCAAAGGUGGCGUAAUAGCUGUCAAAGGACAGCUAAUCAAAGGUGGAGGCAAGCUGGUGUCAGCCUCUGGUCAUCUAGUAAGUUCACAGGGAGACGCUAUCACCAAUCUUGGAAAACAAAUAGCAACUAGUGCUAUAUUAGUGCCAUGGAUGGGGUCUUCAGGGAAAGGUCACCCUCAUGUAGAAUACGAAUCAGAUCACCACUACACAGCACCAAGUGCUCCAGAGGAUAUCCACUACCAUCACGGUCCUCACUCAGAUCAUCACGAAGACUAUCAUGUUCCAGAACACUAUCCACCACCACAUCGAGCAGAUGCAGCUGGAUUACUGGUCCUAAAGAAAGUGACAAACCGUGGCAGCCACAACCACCAUCAACCAGACCACUACGCUUCACCGUCGGACAUCAGCCCCCACCAAGCAUCUCCUAGUUUCGGUACUAUAAUUGGUAAAUUACUGUCAGCAUCCUCAUCACUCGAUCCUCACAAACCUGACUUAUUCGGGAAUCGGCCACCCGUAGAACACGACACACACGAUAGCUACCAGGCGUAUGUGAUACCAAAUGAUAAGGAGAAUGAGGUUAUUCAUGCAGCUUCUGGUGUGGUUAAUCAUCAAGUAUCAACCUCUAAUGUUCCAAAAGUAGUUCAUAAGAAACCUACGUUUGUAGCUCCUGUCAAAGAUGACUCUAUUUUCGAAGAUCCUCCUGAAGAUCUGAACGAAAAUUUCGACAUAACAUCCCAUCAUAGUCAUAAAGUAGCAGUUUCCCAUCAGAAUAAUGCGUAUCUUAUCAAUUCUGAUAACAAUGACUUCAAUGCCCAUCAUAAGGAACCAGUUUCGUAUCAAAAUAGUGCAUAUCUCAUAGAUUCUGACAACCAAGACUUUAAUCUUGAUCCUAGAGGACAAUCCAGUCCGACUUCUUUUCAGUCUGUAGCAAAUCCCUUCGAUGUAACGUUAGACGAAGCCAAAGAUCUUGCUCCAACUAGUCCAUACUUGUCACCCCCUUCCAAAAAUCAACAGAUUGCUACAGAUUUUAAUCAAGACGAACCUGAACAUGAUGAAAUGCAAGCAGCUUCUGAUGCUAAGUACACCCAAAUUACCGAAGACUCCGGUAAAUCAAAACCUUCUCCUUAUUUAGAAACACCAAUAGUCAAGUACUUUCUCCCAACACCCAGUGAUCUACUCCCAGUUAAAGUCAAGUAUGCCCCUAUGGCUUUUUACAAGAACCCCUCCAAACAAUCUUCUUCUUCCAGCAGAAGCCCUAGCUACAAAAAACAUUCGUCCCACAAAACCUCCAAACACAAGCAUCAAAACCAUGAUCUUGUCCAAUCUAUUUCCUAUGAAUUAGGACCGAAUGGACCUAAAAGACUGACGUAGUUUUUAAGGUAUAUCUAGGAAAGGUCCAGAAUACUACCAAACGUUUGAUCCAUAUUUCGAAUAAUCGGUAUGUUCGGAAAGUGCACUAAUAUGGAAAAUCUACAGGAUAGACUAAAAUCUGGAACUGAAAUUGUCUGCUUGAACUUGGACAAUUAUCGGUUUAUUGUUUUAUAUGUAUUUCAUUUGUUAUAUAGUAAUAUAUUUUAUUUAUUUUUUACUAGAAAAA
Messenger RNA from Diabrotica virgifera virgifera (western corn rootworm), 2245 nucleotides. RefSeq lists its product as uncharacterized. The coding region runs from base 151 to 2019 and encodes 622 amino acids. NCBI's taxonomy places the organism in Eukaryota, Metazoa, Arthropoda, Insecta, Coleoptera, Chrysomelidae. The transcript is spliced from 7 exons. The record is from RefSeq and is a predicted model, not a curated record.